This is a messenger RNA of Pecten maximus, 1839 nucleotides long. RefSeq names its product PCNA-associated factor-like. Gene Ontology annotation, cellular component: nucleus. Bases 142 to 486 code for a protein of 114 amino acids. The record is from RefSeq and is a predicted model, not a curated record. The transcript has 4 exons. Gene Ontology annotation, molecular function: chromatin binding. Lineage: Eukaryota; Metazoa; Mollusca; Bivalvia; Pectinida; Pectinidae. Gene Ontology annotation, biological process: translesion synthesis; regulation of cell cycle.
CUUCCGGUGCUUUUUUCCGCGGGAAUUCGGAUGUAAACAAUAAAAUCGCGGGAAGUCGGAAAAUAGGCGUGGGUAUCAAGAUCGAGAACUUUGAGAAGUAGGCGUAGUUGUCCAAACUAAAUCUCGUGAAAAGCCACGAUCAUGGUCCGGACGAAAGCUGAUUCUGGCAGUGCUGCAUCUCGAAAAGUUGUGGCUGCCCGAGCCCCCAGGAAAGUGUUGGGCAGUAGUGCCAGUUCUGGAUCAUCAGCAGCGGGCGAUUCUCCUGCAGGUAAAGGAAAGUAUGCUGGGGGCAACCCAGCUUGUCCUAGACCAACACCAGACUGGCAAAAAGGAAUUGGCAUGUUCUUGAAAAAAUCCCCAAGUAAAUCAACAGAAAAAGAGAAUUCAGACCCUACCGAGUUAGAAAAAGAGAAAGGAGAAAGCAGCAGCAGUUCUGCAGGGCCCUCCUCUAGUAAUGCUGAAAUUGAAGUAGAUAGUGAUUCAUGAAAUAUCUUAAAAAGAUGACUUAACAUCAAGAAAAGACUUUUACAAACUUUACAGAGCAGCUACACUUGGAUCAAGUUCAAAUGAAGGGUAGAGUGAUAUUUAAACGAAUUGAAGAUGAGGAAAUCAAAGUGUUAUCAGCGACAAAGUGAUUUCUAGUUAUGUACAGACACGUUGGCGUUUCAAUGUGCUGUGGCGCAUUAAUUAUCCGGGAACAUUUGUUGUAAGCGGAAGGAUACUGUCACAAUAAUGAAAGUCAGUCCACUGAAAUAUUUUACUGAAGCCGUUGGACCAUUAAUUGUUUGCAAUACUCAGCCCUGCAUUAAUAUGUAUUUAACUCUGAAAGACAAUUUAACUCUGAAAGACAAUUUCAUAUGUUCUGUAUUGCAUCAUAUGUUGUCAAUGUAACACUGGAACUGGUGAAAAACAUUGUACUAAGUUUCGUUGGGAGAGAUGUUGGAUCAGAUUUCCAUGUAUAUCAAUAUAUGGUUUCCUAGUUUUUAAGAGCAUAAAAUGUUUGCUUUAAUCUGUGUUUUUAAAAAAAAAUGUCUACUGUAUGUGUAGUGAAUGAAAUGGAAAGAUUUCAGCCCUUUGUUUGAUAGCAAGAGAGCAGUUUACAUGUUCAGACUUUGAAUCGUUUUCCAUUUAAUGUAUAAUGUUUACAUCUUAGAGAAUCACUCUCACAUAAAAUCAUUUGAUCAUUUCAUUUAUUUCUGCAUUGUUCGCUCAAUGCUUGCAUUUGGUAUACCUUGUUAGACAUCAUGAUCAAAAUGAAGGAUAUGCUUGAUAAAGAAUGUAAUGCAAGCAGAUCUAGACUGGUGUAUGCGUGUGAACAAGAGAUGAACUGUGUAGAUGAAAAUUACUAGUAUAUGUGUCUGUGUAAAUUGUUCAAAUGGAAGAUAUCUUUUGUAAAAGAAGCAACGUAAAGAAAUCAUGAAUUGUACUUUUGUCAUACUGAAAUGUUAUAAGUUUUAUUUACUGUUCAUAGUUAUUUUUACGUAAACAUGUAGAUUCAGUUUUUCAAAAUAUAAUAUUGUGAUCAUGAGAGACCAAUGGUAAAUGCAUACUGAAUGAUUUCUUUAUGACAGGUUGAUUUGAGUCAACUGUUUGAAACCUAUAGGCAUCUAUGGUUUGGAAGAGUGAAAAUAGUUGUUUUCAUUUUACAGUAAUUGUAAUUAAGUAAGCUGUAAUGAGGUCUCCAUUGUAUUGAGAAAUUGUUAUUUUGAAUUCGAAGCUAACUUACCUCUUGCAUACCAAUAUUUUUUUUAUCUGAUUCAGGCACAAUGUUCACAAUGAACUUUCAGUGCUUUUCUAUUGAAUAUGUAUCAAAUUAUAAAUAAAGUAUUUUAAUGUUAA